Molecule: messenger RNA, 1376 nt
Organism: Humulus lupulus (European hop)
Lineage: Eukaryota; Viridiplantae; Streptophyta; Magnoliopsida; Rosales; Cannabaceae
Product: eukaryotic translation initiation factor 2 subunit alpha homolog
Exons: 7
Coding region: 136-1167 (343 amino acids)
Cellular component (GO): eukaryotic 48S preinitiation complex; eukaryotic translation initiation factor 2 complex; multi-eIF complex
Molecular function (GO): RNA binding; ribosome binding; translation initiation factor activity
Source: RefSeq, a predicted model, not a curated record
GAAAUACAGUCUUCAUAGCAUAAAAACCCUAACCCCGAAUUUUCCAGCGCACCUAAACAGUCCGGCUUCUCCACUCAAAACGAACCUUGAUUUCCAAGAAAAUCCCGGUGAACUAAUCUUCACUCAACCCUUACUAUGGCUUCUCAUUCUCCGAAUCUAGAGUGCCGCAUGUACGAGGCUAGAUACCCAGAAGUCGACAUGGCCGUCAUGAUCCAGGUCAAAAACAUCGCCGACAUGGGCGCCUACGUUUCGCUCCUCGAGUACAACAACAUCGAGGGUAUGAUACUCUUCUCCGAGCUCUCCCGCCGUAGGAUUCGUAGUGUUAGCAGCUUGAUCAAGGUCGGCCGCAUCGAGCCCGUCAUGGUUCUUAGGGUGGAUAAGGAAAAGGGUUACAUCGAUUUGAGUAAGAGGAGGGUUUCUGAGGAGGAUAUUCAGGCCUGUGAGGAAAGGUACAACAAGAGCAAGCUUGUUCACUCCAUCAUGCGCCACGUUGCUGAGACGAUGGGAAUCGAUUUGGAGGAUUUGUACAUUCAUGUUGGCUGGCCUUUAUACCGAAAAUAUGGUCAUGCUUUUGAGGCUUUCAAAAUAGUUGUGACUGAUCCCGAUACAGUUCUGAAUACCCUCACCCGUGAAGUCAAAGAAAGUGGCCCUGAUGGACAGGAGGUGACUAAGGUGGUUCCUGCAUUGUCGGAGGAAGUUAAAGAUGCCCUAGUUAAGAAUAUUAGGAGAAGAAUGACUCCACAACCUUUGAAGAUCCGUGCUGAUAUUGAAAUGAAAUGUUUCCAGUUUGAUGGUGUUCUUCACAUCAAGGAUGCAAUGCGGAAAGCUGAAGCUGCAGGCAACGAUGAUUGUCCUGUCAAAAUUAAGCUUGUUGCUCCUCCACUGUAUGUUUUGACUACUCAGACUCUUGACAAGGAACAAGGGAUAUUGGUUCUAAACAAUGCUAUCGUAGCUUGCUCAGAAGCAAUAGAACAACAGAAGGGGAAACUCGUUGUAAAGGAGGCAGCCAGAGCAGUGAGUGAACGUGAUGACAAAUUACUGGCUGAGCAUAUGGCUAAGUUACGUCAAGAUAAUGAGGAGGUUGGUGGUGACGACGACGAAAGCGAAGAAGAGGAAGACACAGGAAUGGGAGAGGUUGAUCUUGAGGCUCCUGGGAUUACCGAGUGAAAAAAGUUUAGCUUUGGCAGAGAUAUUGACACUUAUUUUUUGAACAAUUUUUUGUCGUUUUAUUUUGUUUUUGUUCUUUUUAGUCGUUUUCUUGACAGUUGUAUAAAGUCAAUGAUGAGAAAAUGGUAUCGUUGAGGUUAUCUGCGAAAUUAUACUAUAGCCCAGUCGUUCUUGAAAGUCGGUUGACGACAUUUUCAUUCAAGAUUUAA